AUGCCGUCCGAUCUCUCUCCACAACAGCAGCUGGAUCGACAGGAGCUGUUGCAACAGCAGCUCGCCCAGCCGCUUUUGGGACAACCGCACGAGCCGACGACGGAGCAGCUCGAGCAGGAGAUUGAAGAGAGGAUCAAGCGAAUAAGACUGGAAGGAGUAGCCGUUAGGUGCGAAGAGGCAGACAGAGUAGCAGCAGCAACUGGUGUGGGAGUCGGCCGGCCUCAGGAUUGUUUUGCUAAUCUCACGCCUCUUGAAUCCCCCAACCUGCACCAGCAGUUGUUGCACGGGAAUCUCUGCAGGGAUCCUGAGACAAACAGCCAUGGCCGCAGGAGCAGCCGUAGCAGUGAAGUUGGUAGCCAUUCAGGCAGCAGCGAAAGCGACGUCUGCAGCAUUGUACGAGAGCCCCUUACUACCGGUUCAUCAUCAGCAGCCCCACCUGGGGAGACGCCGCAAGAGCGGGCAAAGCUUGCGCAGAUUGCAGCGGCAGCCGAGCUGGCUGCCCGAGCCGAGUCUUUAAGGCGCUCCCUCGUCAAUGAUGAUCCCGAGCCCCCAGAGCAUCAGGUCAUCAAAGACUUGGGGGAGAGAGUGCUGCUUACAGACGAAGAUUUUUGA
Eimeria maxima is the source of this 612-nucleotide messenger RNA. RefSeq names its product potassium channel tetramerisation domain containing protein, putative. Bases 1 to 612 code for a protein of 203 amino acids. The transcript has 4 exons. NCBI's taxonomy places the organism in Eukaryota, Apicomplexa, Conoidasida, Eucoccidiorida, Eimeriidae. The record is from RefSeq and is a predicted model, not a curated record.